Halichondria panicea is the source of this 1864-nucleotide messenger RNA. RefSeq lists its product as uncharacterized. Bases 126 to 1727 code for a protein of 533 amino acids. Lineage: Eukaryota; Metazoa; Porifera; Demospongiae; Suberitida; Halichondriidae. The record is from RefSeq and is a predicted model, not a curated record. The transcript is spliced from 5 exons.
UAUUAAGGUGUGGUCUACAUUGCAUUGUGGAAGCUAGCCUGUGUACGUACGUACGUACUGUAUUGUACUGUUCUGUACUGUGAAGCUAGCUAGCUAGUUGCGAAGCGAUUGUGCAAACGCUAUAUAUGGAGCUGCUUACUCAAGUAUCGGUGCUUCUAAUAGCAAUCAGCCUCUCUGCUGCUCAAUGUCCCCUGGAGGAGGUCGUAUCAACCAACUCUCAAUGUAUGGAUACCACGAACGACUGUUCUGGUCUCAAUUGCACACCUAUGGCCCCGUUUGAGAAUUUCACCGCUUCGUUUAACGUAGUCAACAGAUGUGAAGAUCCAGUUCAGGUUAACCUAACCAUUGCCUCUGGAAGUGGAGCAGCAUUCAGUGCCCUAUUUGAUCAGAACAAAGUUAUACAGUUUAGUGUGGACACGAGUGUCAGUGUGGGGAUGUCUCGCAAUGCAACACAUCUGGACUUUCAGGUAAUCAUCUUCCACACUGCUAACGACUCGGUCACUCUCUUCCCUGAUUCGCUGAUUCCCCUCAACCCAGCCGACUGUAUGUGCUCAUCUCUGCAAGCUCUUGCUGUGAGGGCAAACGACCUCCACCCUCUAAUCGAGUCAGACUGUACAACCACUCGCAACUGCACUGCAGUUCGUUGUGCUAUACAUGUGGGUGUGGUUUACUUUGUGGAGGUGGUGGUGCUAUCUUGUACAAAUACAAUCGAGUUUUUAGUGGAAGAUGAAAAUUUAAACAUCAUAGAGGCUGACGCAUUUCAAGGCCCCGGUAACGCUACGAGGAAUAUCGUCAUUGCUGGUUUCCCGUUCGUUGUUGAGGUGGACAUCAUUGUUCAGCCCUACUCAAUGAUCACACAGAUAUUCCUUGAGGCACUUUUGAUUGGUCGUCUGGACAUCACUCCACGGCAAACUAUAAUCCUCGAUCGAACACAAUGCGACAUUCCCGAGUUUCCCACCGUUCCCGUGCCAACCAUACUCCCGCCCCCUCAACCAGUCGCCUCGAAUGCACCGGCAGUCUGUGUAUCACUGAGCGAGACGGCACAAAAAGCUUACGCUAAAGCAUCAAUACUUCGUUGUGAGUUACGAGCAGAAUGCGACUCUGGGCUUGCCUGUGUUUUAAAUAUUGGAGAGAGUAAAUACCGAGUGGAUAUAAACCUCACAAGAAGCAGUGUGGCGUUUGGCGUUCUGAGUAGUGAUGGACAAACACGUUAUGGAGGGAGCAAGAACAAAAACACCACGGUGACCCUACCUGCCCCUCAGGGAACGGCCCUCCUGUUUGGACAGCUGCUGGAGACUGACAAAGUUGGAUUCAAGCUCCAGCUGCGUGUCUCUUUCCUGACGACUGGACAACAGACGGAGGAACUGAUUCCCUUCACCGUCAUUGCCUUCCCACCAUCGAACAACACCACCAACAACAACACCACCAACAUUACAGCCAUUGUGGUGCCUGUGGUCAUUGCCCUACUACUGAUAAUCACUUUGUGCGUGGUCACGCUGAUAAUUGUGUUCUGUGUGUGUCGAAACAAGAAAACGAACAGCGCUCCCUUUAUGAGGAUGUCAGAUCUUCAAGAGAAAGAACUGGAGAAUUAUGUCAAAGGAGAUAUAACGAAUCCGUUUCAAGGCGUAGCUGGUAAAUCUACAGUCGUCGUAUCAACUGAUGGAGAUGAUAAUGACGAAGACGUCAAGGUUGACUUGGCCUCUACAACUAGUGCAACGACUGUUUGAGAAAACUGAGCAAUUCUCUAGCUCUCUUAUUCUACCCAUACCAAUAAUAUACAUCAUAUGCAUUCAUACCAUUUAUACAACGAAAUUUUAUACGAACAUUAAUUGUAAUUGUAAGUUGUUAAAGUUUUUGUAAUUGG